Molecule: messenger RNA, 1605 nt
Organism: Chinchilla lanigera (long-tailed chinchilla)
Lineage: Eukaryota; Metazoa; Chordata; Mammalia; Rodentia; Chinchillidae
Gene: Pdx1
Product: pancreatic and duodenal homeobox 1
Exons: 7
Coding region: 1-1605 (534 amino acids)
Biological process (GO): regulation of transcription by RNA polymerase II; type B pancreatic cell differentiation
Cellular component (GO): nucleus
Molecular function (GO): RNA polymerase II cis-regulatory region sequence-specific DNA binding; DNA-binding transcription factor activity, RNA polymerase II-specific
Source: RefSeq, a predicted model, not a curated record
AUGAACGGCGAGGAGCAGUACUACGCAGCCACGCAGCUUUACAGGGACCCGUGUGCGUUCCAGAGGGGCCCGGUGCCAGAGUUCAGUGCCAGCCCCCCUGCGUGUUUGUAUAUGGGCCGCCAACCACCGCCGCCGCCGCCCCCGUUCCCCGGCGCCCUGGGAGCGCUGGAGCAGGGGAGUACCACUGACAUCUCCCCAUACGAGGUGCCCGCCCUCCCCGACGACCCCGCGGUGGCCGUGGCGAACCUACACCACCACCUCCCUGCUCAGCUCGCGCUCUCCCACCCGCCUGCCGGACCCGGGCCCUUCACGGAUGGAACGGAGCCAGGGGCCCUGGAAGAGCCCAGCCGCGUUCAACUUCCAUUCCCGUGGAUGAAGUCCACCAAAGCUCACGCGUGGAAAGGCCAGUGGGCAGGCAGCGCCUACGCGGCCGAGCCCGAGGAGAACAAGCGCACGCGGACCGCCUACACGCGCGCGCAGCUGCUGGAGCUGGAGAAGGAGUUCCUGUUCAACAAGUACAUCUCGCGGCCGCGCCGCGUGGAGCUGGCCGUGAUGCUGAACUUGACCGAGAGGCACAUCAAGAUCUGGUUCCAGAAUCGCCGCAUGAAGUGGAAAAAGGAGGAGGACAAAAAGCGCGGCGGCGGCGGCGGGCUCGCGGCCGGGGGCGGUGAUUCCCAACCUGCCUGCUCUGCUCGGCACACUUCGCGCGGAGUGGGCUCGCGGAGCGCCACGCGCGAGCUCCGGUACUGGUCCGUGCCAAGACCCGAUGGAGCGCUCGCGCGCCCUGCACUAACGCCCGCGUCCAAGCCGCCGAGCCGCGGAUCCCAGGAAGGGCUCCUCACCGCCACACCCUCUCGCGGAAGCCGCCGACCUUCUGGAAUCCAGAAGUACGAAACUGGUAUCACCGGACCCCAGCGAGGUGCCUGCGGGACUGCAGGGCAUAUCCGGGCCUGCUUCCCCCAAGCUUCCGGUAGCUGUAUCGCCUGGUCAAGGCCGCAUCUCCAGGUCUCUGUACUCAUGCGGGUCACUGUCUUCACACGUUCGAAGCCUUCCCACGCUUUCCCACCCCACUGGGGAAACCCGGGCGCUUGCCCCCCUGGUGAUCGCUUGCACAGUUGUAGCGGGUUGCCUCGGCUGCUGCUGCGGGGGUGCGUGAGGGACCCCGGCGAGCUCGCUCUCCCUCCCUCCCGUCCUGGGCCGGGCGCCUGCUCCUCUCCCGCCGCGCUCUCGGCGCCCAUCUCCCGCCACCUCGCAGCCGUGAGCAGCUACUGUGCGCGCCCGACCUUUGCCACCUCUGUCGCUGCUGCGGCCGGAGGAGGAGGAGGAGGAGGAGGAGGCGCAGAGGCCUCAUUCUGGCUUCUCUGCUUCCGGAACCGACCCCGAAGUCAAGUCCGCGGCUCGGAAGGAACUGCCCGAGGAGCGUCCUGCAUGCAGGAGGACUGGCCGGGCCGCGCUGGAGAGCGGAGGGCGCAGGGGCUGGAGCUAGGCUCUCCGCCGCUACUGACAGUAACUCUGCGAAGACCUGACCUUUCUCCCCCGGCGUCCACGAAGCAGGAAGCCGAGGGCAGGGGUGCGGGAGGGCGUGGCAGGGAGCGAAGACCUUGA